Molecule: messenger RNA, 1348 nt
Organism: Papilio polytes (common Mormon)
Lineage: Eukaryota; Metazoa; Arthropoda; Insecta; Lepidoptera; Papilionidae
Exons: 10
Coding region: 201-1292 (363 amino acids)
Source: RefSeq, a predicted model, not a curated record
UACAAUAUUUGUUGUUAAUAUUCUUUGUUUCAAGUACAAAAGGUUACACAAACAUCUUGUUCACGAUAUCGGGACAGAAGGAUCCUAAUUCUAGCUACACAGAUUGCUUUGAAUAUCAAGAGCCUAAUGUCAAUGUUACUAAGAAAUCUAAAAUAUACGAAGAGACAACCACCGCCACAUAUGCUGUCGAAAAUGAUCCAAUGGUGAUGUUUCAAGAUAUUUUGAAUAAAUAUCUAUAUGGGCCAUCACCUCCGACUCAAUCCGACAAAAACAAAACACGUCUGAUUGGUUACAAGAACAAGACAAUUCCUUACCAAUAUCCAACUGGACAUGUGUUGCGUGCGGAGCUAUACCAGAACAAGAGUGGCGUGCAUCUCCCCAUGCCAGAGUUCAUGCACCGCGGCCGUUGUCGUCUCAAUGUCACCAACGACUUCAUGCAGACCGCCGUCGACGCGUUCGCUAUUUUCUUAGAAGGCGAUCUUAACGACAUUUUGAGACUACCGCCAACCUAUGUUCUGCAUUCGGCUCGUACCAUCUCGAUGAUGAACAUAGCUCGAGAGAAACUAGCAGCGACCUGGACCGUGGUCAAAGAAAACAAACCCAACGAAGAGAUCUCCAUACAGACUCUGGAGCUAUACCGACCUUUAUUUAAAUAUCUUAACGGGAAGGAGAUCGCUAAACUUAACUUGACCGAUAAUCGAAUCUUGACUUAUGUAGGAACACAUGCAGAGUUGAACAGACAUCAAGUUGGAGUUGUAGCAAGUAAAUACAUAAAACUCAACCGACGUUGGUCUGAACCGAAGUAUUUAAAUUUGAUGAAUAACUUACUGUGCGGUGUACCAAUGACGUUUAUGCGAAGAGUACCAGAGAAUACCUACCUGCAACUUACACAUCAGCUAUUUUAUCACAUACGUGCUUGUGAUCCGUUGCAGCGGCGGUUUUAUUUGGCUAUGAUGACAAAAAGUCAGGCGCUUGGCAAGGCGUACAGUUGGAACGCACGUGACGUAUCGCGCUUGGGUCUUCUUCUGGCUGAAGUGGACGGAACCGACUUGGGUGUUAUUAACCCGGAAGCAGUUGCUGGGAUUACUGCACACGUAAUGCAGACAAUGAGUGCGCAAAAUUUACUUUACUUUACAGACUUGCAACUGAAAUAUAUGGGACAGAAACCUUUAAACAUUCUCACAGGUAAACUCAAGCAUUACAAGGAUGGAAUGAAAAUAUAUAACUCCGAAUUCAGAUUGAAAUCUGUUGUCACGAUUCCAUUUGUUCUGUUAUUUUUAAUAUGUAAAUAACUAAGAUAGUGCAAUUUUACUAAAGAAAUUAAACGACAAGUUCCUUUUAAUCAAUG